Molecule: messenger RNA, 5093 nt
Organism: Actinia tenebrosa (Australian red waratah sea anemone)
Lineage: Eukaryota; Metazoa; Cnidaria; Anthozoa; Actiniaria; Actiniidae
Biological process (GO): cell-cell junction maintenance
Cellular component (GO): membrane
Molecular function (GO): calcium ion binding
Source: RefSeq, a predicted model, not a curated record
AGCAACUGUAUGAAAAGCAAGACUAGAAGCUUCUCAUAGCUGGGUUUCAACAUCAUACAUAUGAACCAGCUGUAUGAGGCAUAUAGAAAGGUCUUUGUUUCGUUGUGGCCGGAUUGUAGUUUCGCUAACUCUAUGAUCACACGAUGGACGUGAAAUAGGUAGGAAAUAUAGCUCAAGUGAAAAGAUUCUCUCUCUGUAAUCUAGUUUGCUAUAAAUAUGAACACGAUGAAAGGAUUCAACAAACUUGUUCUCUGUUUGAUGAUACAGUUGUCUUCUGUGCUUGCCAUCGCAUCUUUGAAUUGUACGUUAACAGAAACCACUAAUGCUGGACCACAUUAUCCUGGAAAUUCUUCAGUUCUGUCAUUGCUUUGCGUUCAUGGCAAGACAUCAAACCAAACCGCCAAAGACUUGACUGUGACCAUCUAUUUACCACGAGUCCUUGUUUAUAAAACGUAUGCGUCAUCCAAGUCUCCAAGUAACUUUGUGAACUCCACCGCUCUUACAAUUGAGUUCCAAAGUCUUGAAGCGUCAGAGAAAAUAGAUGUUAACUUAACAGUGGAUAUCGACCCGUUCCGCAUAUCCAGACAAGGGUAUCUGUACAAGGUUGUGAUUCCAUAUGAAGUAGCGUACAGAACAAACUCGUCGACAUGUAAGGAAAAGACUACAACUGUCGCUCAAGCUGCUUUGACUUUUUAUUCGCCAAAGUGCAGUGGUUUCACAGCUCUCGGGAUGGAAUCUGGAGCUAUCAAAGAAAGCCAGCUCUCUGCCUCGAGUAUUAAGCUAGACAGCAAUGGUCAUAUGCUGUCGCCUAGUUUGGCUAGAUUGAAGCACAACACCUACUGGACCGUGGCCAACUAUCAAAAUAGCGUCAACAAUAACUUUAUUCAAAUCGAUUUUAGGAAAGUUGUGGCAAUUGAGGAGAUGGUGACACAAGGAUCGAUGUCCGAACAUGUGACCAGUUUCCGUAUUGAACACAGUAAAGAUGGUAUAACAUGGACUGAAUACAGACAAGAUGCCCGUACCAAGAUUUUUAAAGCAAACAGCCCAACAAAUCAAAUGGCAGAACAUCCUCUGUGGUUUCCAAUAGCAACGAGAUACCUUCGAAUUUUCCCGACAAAAUGGCAAAAAGAAAUAAGAUUCAGGGUUGAAUUUUAUGGCUGUGUGAAACAAGAUAUUUUGCAAGACGACCAGUCUUUAGGUAUGGAAGCUGGACAGAUCUUAUCCAAUCAAAUCAGUUCUUCGUCGAAUUUGGUGGGAACCCAGUCAAGCGCUGGACGUCUGAAUUACCCUGGACAAGGAUGGUGCGCGGCAACACAAGAUGAGCUACAAUAUCUACAAAUAGAUUUAUUAACAGACCACGUAAUUAAAGCGGUGUCUGUUCAAUCUGGUGGGUGUACCUUUGGUAGCUCAUGCCCUCUCAACACCGUAGAGUCUUUCUACUUGGCCAACAGUACAGACGGUACUAUAUGGGAUAUGUACAAAGAAAAUGGAGCAGAUAAGCUGUUUCUUGGUGCGUUGCAAAGCCAACCAACCAAACACACUCUGAUUCAAGCAAUCACAACACGUCUGGUUAGAUUUAAGCCGAAGACGUUUAGAACAAAGAUCUGCAUGAGAACAGAGAUUUAUGGUCAGGACGCCUCUCGAGCAAAUGGAGACGAGCUGCCAUUCUUCUCCCGUAGUUUUAUGCUUCUCCCAGAUGAUAACAUUUUGAUCAUGUGUAACGCAGAAAAUAAACGCAUGAGAUGUUUUUUGACAAGAGGUGCAUCAAGGCAUUGGCUUGGGUUUCCACUUGGUGUUCGAAGUCUUCUUGGGUACGACACUGUUAACGAUACUCUGUACGCCGUAGGAAUGAAGAGGAGCAUGGUAUUUCAAGUCAGAAAUAUACGAAGCACGAAUAUUAGCCUCAAGACGUAUUUUGUACCAAGAGCAUCCUGGGAGGAGGUGAAGGGUCUAGUUAGCACCAUCUGGGCCACCGAGGUCCCUUCUGUCCCUAUCACGGAUUCAUCCUCAGAUCAACCAUCUGAGACACUUCUAAAGCAAGCAACUAAUGGAGAUACAUGGGGUGCCUCAUCACAGGGUAUUCAUUACAAGCCUUCAGGAGGAGCCACAUUCAUUCUAGCUGCCUAUUGGAGGACUCGAAAAUUCGAUGGUUGUCUGAGUUCUCCUUGUUCCAAUGGUGGAACCUGUGUUCGUAAUGCAUCUUCAGUGGGGAAAUAUUCAUGUGUUUGUAAACACGGCUGGAGAGGUAGCAGCUGUAACACCGCAAUCAAAGCGUGUGAGUCCAGUCCUUGUCAGAAUAACGGCGCGUGUAUUGACACAGUCCAUGGAUUCUCCUGUAACUGUACAGACGAUUGGACUGGCGAAUUCUGUACCAUAUAUCAAAACCCAGCAUGGUUCUGCGAGGGAACAUGGAAAGCGAAUACGAAGACAUGCUACUGUGAUGUCAAAGAUUAUUGGGGAAGACACUGUCAAAAAGCUGCGCUCUAUAGGUUGGUCAAUGGACUCAACACCUAUGAGGGACGCGUGGAAUUGUUCUAUAACAACCAAUGGGGGACCGUAUGCGACGACAGCUGGAAUCUUAACGCAGCAAAAGUAUUAUGCAAAUCUCUCGGUUAUCCAGCCGCAACAGCUGCUCACGGCACCGCAUAUUAUGGUCAAGGGACCGGUCCUAUGAUACUAGACGACGUUAACUGCCUUGGCAAUGAAACACGCCUUGGGGAGUGCUCGAUGAAAGAGCCACUGAACAGUAACUGUGCACAUUCAGAAGACGCUGGGGCAGAAUGUAUACCGAAGUACAGACUAGCUAAUGGGAGUAAGCUGAAUGAAGGUCGAUUCGAAGUCUUUUACCUUGGAUCUUGGGGAACCGUUUGUGAUAGAGGUUGGAGCAAUGAUGCUGGGCUGGUUGCUUGUAAAAGUUUAGGAUACAGCUCAUUAAUCAGUUCCUUCUUGGGUGGACACUUUCCUCGAGGAGAUAACUCCAGCCAAGUAGUGUUUGACAAUGUUGUAUGUACUGGAAGCGAGGCAGAGUUAAGCUCGUGCAAGCACAGUGGAUGGGGAAUUAGCACCUGCAGCCACCAAAGAGAUGUUGGUGUGAAAUGCAAGCCAGGGAUGCGGUUAGUAGGCGGAACCACAGCCAAGGAAGGAAGAGUUGAAAUAUUUUAUCGGAAUAAGUGGGGAACUGUAUGCGAUGAUCACUGGACAUUAACGGAAGGAAAUGUGAUAUGCCGUAGCCUAGGGUACCAACAUGCGUCUUCAGUAACGAUCCAAGCUUCCUUUGGUGCGGGCACAGGAACCAUUUGGUUGGAUAAUGUGCACUGUUCUGGUUCUGAAGCGUCUAUUGAAGAAUGUCAACAUCAAGGAUGGGGAAUAAAUAACUGUGGUCAUACUGAAGAUGCUGGCGUUGUUUGUAGCUGAAGGCUUUAGUGCACAUCCCAAAUUGACUAUUACAAUAAAUCAAUCAAUCUUUAUUUAGUAUCGUAAGAGCAAACAAAUACUUAGAUUAAAUUGAAAAUAAUAAUGAUAAUAAUAAUAAUAAUAAUAAUAAUAACCCCAAAAACAACAACAGAACCCUUAUUGGUGCUGGCCAGCUGUAGUAGACAUAGGCUAGACGAGUCAGUUGACAUUUGCUACUCAUUUACUCACAGUUAUGCUGGUCGACGUUAUUCAAGAAUGGCUGCCACUAUUACUCCGUAUGUUUUUUUAACCAGCCACAUUGUUUGGGAAUUACCGCAAAGCCAUCAACAUUAACCGUGCAUGAACAAUAGAUAUAUUACCGAUUGUUCACUUACGAUAGGAGGUCUGAAUUUUUGACUGAAACAAAUGUGUCGUAGUAGAUAAUUUUAUCACCGUAGGUACGAAAGAUAGUAGACUGACGUUUCGGACGUUAGUCCUUCGUCGGAGUCAAUGAGAGAAAGAGAAUGAUGGAGGGGUUUAUAUAGUUGUGUAGGGAGAAAACAAACCAAUGAGAAAAAAGGAAGUCGAAAAACAAAAGAGAACAAAGGGAUCGAAAAUAGUAAUGGCAGGUGAGAAGUGGCUAAUCAAAGGUGAAGCGUUCAUUCAUCCCGUGCGGAUGUGCCAAGCGAAUGAAGCGCAUUUCUUUUGUAUUACGUGAAUUAUUGCUACCGUGUUUUAAGCAAAGACCAAAAACAUUAGCAUUAGUUUCCGAGUGGUUCGCAAAAUUAAAAUGUCGAGAAAUGGGUUUAGAGAGAUCUUUCUCGCAAAGGUGGUCUCUGAAACGAUCACCUAAUCUUCGUCCAGUUUCUCCAACAUACAGCAUGUUAAAAUAAGAGCAUUGAAUGCAAUAGAUGAUGUUAGAUGAAGUACAGUCAAAAUGAUUCUUUAUAUUAAAGGUAGAUUUAGGACCUUUAACUGUUAACAGAUCGACUCUACGACAAGAGCUGCUUGACUACGAGCACGUUCUCUUAAAACGACGCUGAACAAGCUGAUUACAUUACGCUCGACCACGUCGUCACAGGUAUUUUUUUACAAUACCACGCGCGCCUUCAAUCGCGUCGGUGGUAAUUACGAGGUGUAAAUCGGUAAAUCUAAAUCAAAUCGCAUAAAAAUUUAAAUCUAAAUCAAUCAAAAAAGAGGUUUCUUCCUACUAGUGUCACUCUUGUCACAGCCUCUCACUUUGUCAUGAAUGUUUUGAAACAUUUCGUAAUCAAAACUUGUUGUUUAAAUUCUUGUUUGAUUCAUAGCCAUAUCAAUAUAUCUGAAAAUCUAAACCACAAUAAAACACAAUGGCAAAUUGAUUUACGUACAGUAGUUAACAUUGCAACAUAAAUGCAUUUAUUGGGGAAGGAAGGUUACCACCAUUAUCGUUGAAGUGCAACCCUCUAAUAUCAAUGUCUCGUUUGCCGACUAGCAAUUCGAUCGACGGCCGUCAAUCAAAGAACUGAAAUAUAAAAAAAACCUAUCUUAAGGGAGAUUUUAGACUAAAUUUUAAUCUUUAACAAGAUUUAGAGGAUUAGUGAGUUAAAAUCUAUUGACAGUCGCCAAAAUGCUAGUCGGCAAAGAGGACAAUAAAUUUUGCGGGUCGCACUUCAACGAUGAUGGUAGUAAUGUUAAUUAGUAUUUGCUUCGUACUUGCU